AAGGUGGAUGCAAAAACAGAAGAUUCCACUGGAUGCAUCUGUGCUUGAUAUUGGAACUGGAAACGGUGUUUUCCUGGUUGAACUUGUUGGCAAAAUUUGGUUUUUCUAAUAUUACUGGAAUCGAUUACUCUCCUUCUGCAAUACAGCUUUCUGGAAAUAUUAUAGAGAAAGAAGGUUUCUCUAACAUUAAGUUGAAGGUAGAAGACUUUUUGAAUCUUUCUGCCAACCUGUCUGGAUUUCAUAUUUGUAUUGACAAAGGGACUUUUGAUGCCAUAAGCCUUAAUCCUGACAAUGCAAUCGAGAAGAGGAAGCAAUAUGUGAAAUCUCUCUCCAGGGUGUUGAAAGUGAAAGGCUUUUUUCUAAUAACGUCAUGUAAUUGGACCAAGGAAGAGUUGCUAAAUGAAUUCAGUGAAGGCUUUGAACUUUUCGAAGAACUGCCAACACCUACUUUCAGCUUUGGAGGCCGAUCUGGAAACAGUGUAGCCGCAUUGGUUUUCCAAAAAAUGUGAGACUUCACUGGGCAAAUUCAGUUAGCUUUUUUAAGAAAGUCUACAUCAAAGUCGACGUGUUACAGAAAAUGCCAGUGCAAAUAAAUGCUUAGUAAGUACACAGGAUGUACACGGUGAACAGAUAGAAUGGGCCGGUUAAAAAUUGUGGACUUGUGAGUGGUUGGGUUUUAGAGCUCAACCAAGAAGAAUUAAACAUUUUCUUUUGUUUUUGAAAUGUAAAUAUUUUUCUUUUUGUUUAAAAAAAUUUCCU
Molecule: messenger RNA, 759 nt
Organism: Talpa occidentalis (Iberian mole)
Lineage: Eukaryota; Metazoa; Chordata; Mammalia; Eulipotyphla; Talpidae
Gene: EEF1AKMT2
Product: EEF1A lysine methyltransferase 2
Exons: 4
Coding region: 33-509 (158 amino acids)
Biological process (GO): peptidyl-lysine dimethylation; peptidyl-lysine monomethylation
Cellular component (GO): cytoplasm
Molecular function (GO): protein-lysine N-methyltransferase activity
Source: RefSeq, a predicted model, not a curated record